AAGCAGCCAAGUGGACACACUAAAAAAUUAACUCGUAGGUCUAUAAAUAAACAACCCAUAAGAGCAUCAAAUUCACUCUCAACAUCUCAUCGGUGCCUCUAAAAUAGAAAAAUUGAGAGCUUUCCAGUUGUAGAAUACCCUCAUUUUUCUGGGAUUUCCUUCCUUUUUUUCUCUGUUGUUGUUCUUUCCUUCAAAUUAUUCAUUCUUUUAUUGUAAACAAAAUCAGAUCCUAAUUCUUUUAAUCGACUCAAUAGCAAAAAUGUUUAUUGAAAAUUUUAAGGUUGAAAGCCCAAAUGUUACCUACACUGAUGAUGAAAUUCAUUCAGUUUAUGACUAUCAAACAACCGAAUUGGUUCACGAGAACCGUAAAGGUUGUGGGUAUCAAUGGAUCGUCAAACCCAAAACUGUCAAAUAUGAGUUUAAAACUGACACCCAGGUCCCUAAACUUGGGGUGAUGUUGGUAGGAUGGGGUGGAAACAAUGGAUCUACCCUUACUGGCGGUGUCAUUGCCAACCGCGAGGGGAUUUCAUGGGCGACAAAGGACAAAGUCCAACAAGCCAACUAUUUUGGAUCCUUGACUCAGGCUUCCUCAAUCCGUGUUGGUUCUUUCAAUGGAGAAGAAAUUUAUGCUCCUUUCAAGAGCCUCAUUCCCAUGGUGAAUCCAGAUGACAUAGUGUUUGGAGGGUGGGAUAUAAGUGACAUGAACUUGGCAGAUGCAAUGACCAGGGCUAAAGUGUUGGACAUUGAUUUGCAAAAGCAGCUGAGGCCCUACAUGGAGCACAUGAUUCCCCUUCCUGGUAUAUAUGACCCUGAUUUUAUUGCAGCUAAUCAAGAUUCUCGUGCCAAUAACAUCAUUAAGGGCACUAAGAAGGAGCAAAUUGAGCAAGUCAUUAAGGACAUGAGGGAGUUUAAGGAGAAGAACAAAGUGGACAAGGUAGUGGUGCUCUGGACCGCAAACACAGAGCGCUAUAGUGAUGUAGUGGUGGGGCUGAAUGACACAAUGGAGAACCUGAUGGCAGCUGUUGAGAGGAACGAGUCUGAAAUUUCACCAUCGACUUUGUAUGCGAUUGCUUGUGCCCUCGAAAACGUGCCUUUCAUCAAUGGUAGUCCUCAGAACACAUUUGUUCCCGGACUCAUUGAACUCGCCAUUAAGCACAACAGUUUGAUUGGAGGAGAUGACUUCAAGAGUGGUCAGACUAAGAUGAAAUCCGUUCUUGUUGACUUCCUUGUUGGUGCCGGUAUCAAGCCAACUUCCAUAGUAAGCUACAAUCAUUUGGGAAACAAUGACGGCAUGAACCUUUCAGCACCUCAGACCUUCAGAUCUAAAGAGAUAUCAAAGAGUAAUGUGGUUGAUGACAUGGUUGCUAGCAAUGGUAUCUUGUAUGAGCCUGGUGAACACCCUGAUCACGUUGUCGUUAUCAAGUAUGUUCCAUAUGUGGGAGACAGUAAGAGAGCCAUGGAUGAGUACACAUCCGAGAUAUUCAUGGGUGGCAAGAGCACAAUUGUGUUGCAUAACACCUGCGAGGAUUCUUUAUUGGCUGCUCCAAUCAUCCUCGACUUAGUCCUCCUCGCUGAGCUUAGCUCUCGUAUCCAACUCAAGGCUGAGACAGAGGACAAGUUCCAUUCUUUCCAUCCAGUGGCAACUAUUCUCAGCUACCUUACAAAAGCACCUCUGGUUCCCCCAGGCACUCCAGUGGUGAAUGCACUCUCAAAGCAGAGGGCAAUGUUAGAGAACAUAAUGAGGGCAUGUGUAGGAUUGGCUCCCGAGAACAACAUGAUCCUCGAGUACAAGUAGAGCGUGUGUAGGCACCAUAGCAGCAGCCGCAACAAUUUAAAGGCUGUGAGUAUAAAAGAGAUGUUGAUCUGAAAGCUUAGAAACAGUGCAUGUGUAGUUGCGAGUUCGUUUGUGACUGGAAUGGCAACCCAUUAACCGACUUUUAGCUGUUGCCAAUUUCAUUUUCAAUUCUUCAUGUUUUCUUUAUGUUUUUCAGGUUCAUAAACUUUUGUUUUUCUGGUGUUUGUAAUGUAUAUUUGUUGGUGUAAUUAUCAAAUUUUCAUCUAUCCCUGAA
Messenger RNA from Amaranthus tricolor (Joseph's coat), 2069 nucleotides. RefSeq names its product inositol-3-phosphate synthase. Gene Ontology annotation, biological process: phospholipid biosynthetic process; inositol biosynthetic process. Gene Ontology annotation, molecular function: inositol-3-phosphate synthase activity. The record is from RefSeq and is a predicted model, not a curated record. The transcript is spliced from 9 exons. Bases 260 to 1795 code for a protein of 511 amino acids. Gene Ontology annotation, cellular component: cytoplasm. Lineage: Eukaryota; Viridiplantae; Streptophyta; Magnoliopsida; Caryophyllales; Amaranthaceae.